This is a messenger RNA of Sodiomyces alkalinus F11, 1506 nucleotides long. Its product is annotated as Phosphotyrosyl phosphatase activator. Gene Ontology annotation, biological process: mitotic spindle organization. The record is from RefSeq and is a predicted model, not a curated record. Gene Ontology annotation, cellular component: nucleus; protein phosphatase type 2A complex; cytoplasm. The transcript is spliced from 2 exons. The coding region runs from base 1 to 1506 and encodes 501 amino acids. NCBI's taxonomy places the organism in Eukaryota, Fungi, Ascomycota, Sordariomycetes, Glomerellales, Plectosphaerellaceae. Gene Ontology annotation, molecular function: protein tyrosine phosphatase activator activity; peptidyl-prolyl cis-trans isomerase activity.
AUGAAUCCACCCUCAACCAGGCCGUCCGACCGGCCGUCCAUUCCAAGCCUUGAACUUCUAGACCCAAACACCCACCACGUAUUCCAGCAUCCAGCGAAACGCAUCAAUGAAGGCCCCGACGUGACACCCUUCCUUACCACAAAAGCCUACCGUGAUAUUGGCACUUUCAUUCUACAACUGAACCGCUCCCUCUGCCCACGCCGUGUCCUCUCCACAACAACCGGAGAGCCAAGGGAAACAAUCCAGACCUUCCCUCUCACCUCCCUACCUCCCGAAGACGCCCUCCCGACCUCUAUCCGAUCCCUCCGUCGGCUUCUCAAGGAGGCCGAGUCACUCAUCGAUCUAGCACCUCCUGACCCUGGGCCCCGCCGCUUCGGCAACGUCAGCUUCCGGAAAUGGGCUUCCCUCCUCGAAGAGCGCAGCUCCGCCAUGCUAGACGAACUCCUCCCGCCUUCCAUCCUCUCUUUCGGCAACCCUUCCCCCGACGCCCUCCAGGCGAAGGAUGAAAUCACCCCUUACCUCCUCGGCAGCUUCGGCAGUCCGCAGCGCAUAGACUACGGAACAGGCCACGAGCUCUCCUUCCUCGCCUUCCUCGCCUGCCUCUGGAAACUGCGCUUUUUCUCCCCCGGCCCCUGCGACGCGGAGGAGGAGGAAAUCGACCGUCUGAUCGUCCUCGGCGUGCUGGAACCCUACUUGACGGUAGUCCGCCGGCUGAUCCUGACCUACACCAUGGAACCCGCCGGGUCCCACGGCGUCUGGGGUCUCGACGACCACUCUUUCCUCCCCUACAUCUUCGGGUCCGCCCAGCUGACGCGGCCGAUUGCCCAAGGGGGCGACGAACCCAUGCCGACGGAGGGAUCCGUCCGCGGGGCGCCUCGCACGGAGAGCGUGGUCAAGGCCGACACGGUGGCGAACUGGCGCGAGAGUAACAUGUACUUCUCCGCCAUUGGGUUCAUCAACGAUGUCAAGACCGGGCCGUUCUGGGAACACAGUCCCAUCCUCUUUGAUAUAAGCGGCGUCCGCGACGGCUGGGGCAAGAUUAACAAGGGCAUGGUCAAAAUGUACAACGCAGAAGUCCUCUCCAAGUUCCCCGUAGUCCAGCACUUCCCCUUCGGAUCCCUCCUCUCCUGGGACCAAGACCCGGACGCCACCCCGCCCGCCCACUCCAUCCAUGUCUCUCAUCAGCCACCCUCUGCCACCAGUGGCACCGCAGCUCCCUGGGCGGCAGGAGCAGCAACACGCAUGCCCCCGCCCAUGGGAGCAAGGGGACCGGUCCCUCCCGAUGGGCCUGGUAUCCCCUACUCCCGCGCUCCGUGGGCCGGUUCCUCCAGCAGCAGGGCGACUCGAGGACCAUCGUCGACAAUGCGGCCCCCUUCGCUCCCGCAGACACAAACGGGGGCCGGGCCGGGUACUGGGCCGGGAAGCGGCGGGAGAAGAGGAGGGGGAGGUGGCAGCGGCUCGACGGAUGCGCAGAUUACCAUCACAAAGGCUCCCUGGGCUAAAUAA